Messenger RNA from Arabidopsis lyrata subsp. lyrata, 1620 nucleotides. RefSeq names its product probable receptor-like protein kinase At5g20050. The record is from RefSeq and is a predicted model, not a curated record. The coding region runs from base 130 to 1488 and encodes 452 amino acids. Gene Ontology annotation, biological process: protein phosphorylation. Lineage: Eukaryota; Viridiplantae; Streptophyta; Magnoliopsida; Brassicales; Brassicaceae. Gene Ontology annotation, molecular function: protein kinase activity; ATP binding. The transcript has a single exon.
GAAAACGAUAAAAUACAAAUCCCUGUAUUUUUUGGUCUAGUUUGAAAUAUUUCGUCUUUGUUCUGGUCACGAGAGUGUUCAUCAGAAGGAAAAAAAAAAUGAUGUCAGAGAAGCUCUAAAAGCCCUCUAAUGGAGGACAAGAAAGCAAACAUAAUCGCUACUAUAUUAAUCAUAGCCCUUGUCGUGGUGAUAAUCGCCGCCCGAGUUUCUCUAAAACUCUCCAAAACAUUCUAUCUCAUCGCCGGCGUCGACAUUUCAUUGAUCCUCGCCGUGAUCUGUUUCCUCAUAAUCCGUAGCCGUUACAACAAAGAAAGAAAGCUCUUGGUAUCAAGAUUCGUCUCCGAAGGUAGAGAGCUCCGAAUCGAGUACAGUUUCUUGAGAAAAGUCGCAGGAGUUCCAACGAAAUUCAAGCUCGAAGAUCUUGAAGAAGCCACCGAUGGAUUCAGAUCUUUGAUCGGAAAAGGCGGUUCCGGUUCGGUGUUUAAAGGAGUUUUAAAAGACGGAAGUCAAGUAGCUGUGAAAAGAAUCGAAGGAGAAGAGAAAGGAGAAAGAGAGUUCAGAUCCGAAGUAGCUGCCAUAGCUUCUGUUCAGCACAAGAAUCUAGUUCGUCUUUACGGUUAUUCGUCUGCGGUUUCCGCGAAUCGUCCGAGAUUCCUCGUUUACGAUUAUAUCGUAAACUCGUCUCUUGAUAUCUGGAUUUUUCCGGAUAGAGGAAACAGAAGAAGAUCCGGAGGAGGAUGCUUGUCUUGGGAACAAAGGUACCAAGUUGCUAUUGAUGUAGCUAAAGCUCUUGCUUAUCUUCAUCAUGAUUGUCGAUCUAAGAUCUUGCAUCUUGAUGUCAAACCUGAAAACAUUCUACUAGACGAGAAUUUCCGAGCGGUGGUAACCGAUUUCGGACUCUCUAAGCUGAUUGCUAGAGAUGAGAGCAGAGUUCUAACGGAUAUCCGUGGGACUCGGGGGUAUUUAGCCCCCGAGUGGCUUCUUGAACACGGUAUUUCGGAGAAAUCCGAUGUUUACAGCUUCGGGAUUGUGUUACUAGAGAUGAUCGGAGGACGGAGAAGCAUUUCAAGGGUAGAGGUUAAGGAAACAAAAAAGAAGAAGUUAGAGUAUUUCCCAAGGAUUGUGAACCAAAAGAUGAGAGAAAGAAAAAUAAUGGAGAUUGUAGAUCAAAGGCUGAUAGAAGCCAAUGAGGUAAAUGAAGAGGAAGUGAUGAAAUUGGUGUGUGUGGCUUUGUGGUGUAUACAAGAGAAAUCUAAGAAUAGGCCUGAUAUGACUAUGGUAAUUGAAAUGAUUGAAGGGAGAGUUCCCGUGAAGGAGCCACCGGAUUCAGAUGUUGUUGUGGUCGAUCUUUUGGCUGCGGAUGAUGAUGAUGCAAGUACCGGUGUUCGACGGGUAAAAAAUAUCCCGAAAUUGCAAAUCCAUAGGGAGAGGAAUUUUCGUUUAUCAUCCAUUUGCUCUAGUAUCAUAUCUCCCAUAUCUCCACGCUAGAUUUUUGUUUUGUUUCAAUCUAAAACUGAGUAUGUUUGGUGUGUUACUAUUAAUCAUUUGAUAUGUAAUAAACACAAUUUAUAACGAACAAAGUGUAGGUUGUUGAUAAGCUAAAUUAGUUUUUAGUUGCAA